AUGUAUCCAAGUGGAGGCAACAACUACCAAUACGCUAAUCAAUAUGGAGCUCCAUCCAAAUCUCCACCACCUCUCCAACAUCCUGUACCUCAACAUCCCAUUCCAGAUUUCGGUACAGCUGUUCGUCAAUCCUCUACACCUUCUCCAGGUUUGUCCCAUCUUCAAGCACAACAGCAACAACAACACUAUCAAUAUAACCAAUCUCAACAACACCAACCCAUGAUGCAACAAUCGCCACCACAGCAAUAUCAACAGCAAAAGAUGCAUCAAGCGUAUGAUCCAAAUGCGUAUACUCCUCAACCUCAAAUGCAAUCACCACCACAGCCAAAUAGUAAUCUUUAUUCUCAGUUUGGUUUCAAUGAUCCUGCUGCUCAAAUGGGUAUGCAGUUUGCUGGAAGCGCUAUGGCGCAAGGUUCUGCCUAUGUUGAAAAGAAUUUUAAUCGAUGGGUGAAUAUGCCUGCACUGAGGCAUUACUUUAAUGUCAGUAAUUCCUAUGUCAUGAGUAAAUUGCGACUCUUGUUGUUUCCUUGGAGAAACUCUUCUUGGAAUCGCUUAAUAAUGAGAUCAGAAACGGGUCAAAUGGAAGGGUUCAAACCACCCAGAGAGGACAUCAAUUCACCUGAUUUAUAUAUUCCUGUGAUGGCUGUAGUGACAUAUGUCUUACUCUGUGGAUUAACUGCUGGUCUUCAUAAAAACUUCCACCCUGAAAUGCUGUAUGUUGCUGUGUCUACCUCAGUUGCUGUUGUGUUUUGGGAAAUUGCCUACACUAGAUUAGGCUGCUAUUUCUUGAGCAUUCCAUUUGAAGCCUCUAUGCUCGAUCUACUAUCUUAUUAUGGCUACAAGUUUGUUGGCAUCAUCGUCACUGAUAUUGUCAGGUUGAUUGGUGGAAGUGGGUAUAUUCCUUGGCUUGUGUUCUUUUACACUGGUUUGUGUGUCAGCUUCUUUUUGCUUCGUUCGAUGAGAUAUGUUAUUUUGCCUGAUGCUGCAGCUGGACCUUCCACAAUGAAUCCUCAGCGUAAGAGACGUUUGUGGUUCUUGCUUACCAUCGCAGCUCUUCAAAUUGUCUACAUGUUCUUCCUUGUAAACUAA
Mucor velutinosus is the source of this 1089-nucleotide messenger RNA. It is a transcript of the gene YAF9, whose product is annotated as NuA4 histone H4 acetyltransferase complex and the SWR1 complex subunit. The record is from RefSeq and is a predicted model, not a curated record. Gene Ontology annotation, biological process: endoplasmic reticulum to Golgi vesicle-mediated transport. Gene Ontology annotation, cellular component: COPII-coated ER to Golgi transport vesicle; endoplasmic reticulum membrane; endoplasmic reticulum-Golgi intermediate compartment. Lineage: Eukaryota; Fungi; Mucoromycota; Mucoromycetes; Mucorales; Mucoraceae. The transcript is spliced from 6 exons. Bases 1 to 1089 code for a protein of 362 amino acids.